UGUUGUCAUAGACACCGUACCGUACCACAGGCCAGCUUUCUUACGACACGUACCUACGUACUUUGGAACAGAGCAGUGUCAGUCACACAGUACAGUAGAUCUACAGACAGCUAUUAUGCCAGGAAAGUCUCGGGCUAAGCAGCGUGAAUCGAAAGCUGGAGGCACUAAGAAGCUGACGGACAGUUAUAUAUUCCCUGAUGGUGAAAAAUACGUUGGAGAGUAUGUUGACUAUGGCAAUGGUGUGAUCGAAAGGAAUGGUGAGGGUACACACAGCUUUGCCAGUGGACUAGUGUACAAGGGAACCUGGAGCAAAGACAAAAUGAAUGGAACUGGUGAGCUGAUUCAUCCCAAUGACUGCACAUACAAGGUGUACAAUACUACUCACUGUAGCUACAGGAAGACACUGCGCAGUGCAGGAAAUUUGGCACAUUUAUUGAGAAUGAGUACCAUGGCAGUGGUGUAUUUCAGUGGCCGGAUGGAUCUAUGUUCACUGGACAAUUCACCAGCAACAGAAUUAGUGGCAAUGGUGAAUUUAAGGACAGUGCAGGGAGAACCUGGAUUGGAGAGUGUUCUAUGGACUCUAAGACUCUACUAAAUUUAAAGCUGUCAUAAUAAUUAUGUCAGUAAAUUAACUUUGUCACGUAACUGUUGAUUACAAUUAUUAAUGAUUUUAAUGGUGUGUGCUUAUUGCAGAUCUUAGCAAACAUGCUCUGCAGUAAACCAGGCCACUGUUUAUAAAAUAUGGGCAAAUCAUAUUUCUAU
Halichondria panicea is the source of this 762-nucleotide messenger RNA. RefSeq names its product MORN repeat-containing protein 2-like. NCBI's taxonomy places the organism in Eukaryota, Metazoa, Porifera, Demospongiae, Suberitida, Halichondriidae. Bases 116 to 595 code for a protein of 159 amino acids. The transcript has 7 exons. The record is from RefSeq and is a predicted model, not a curated record.